Molecule: messenger RNA, 1914 nt
Organism: Juglans regia (Persian walnut)
Lineage: Eukaryota; Viridiplantae; Streptophyta; Magnoliopsida; Fagales; Juglandaceae
Product: ATP-dependent 6-phosphofructokinase 3-like
Exons: 13
Coding region: 261-1733 (490 amino acids)
Biological process (GO): glycolytic process; fructose 6-phosphate metabolic process
Cellular component (GO): cytoplasm
Molecular function (GO): ATP binding; 6-phosphofructokinase activity
Source: RefSeq, a predicted model, not a curated record
CGAAUCAAAGAUAGCACUGUAGUUAGUAUUGGGAUCACGCUAUCCACGCUGAAUCUACGGACUGUCUCGCUCUCUCCAAAAUUGUAUAAAAGCAUUUGUGGUUGUGGAACACCAGAUCUUACACUUGGCGUGAUAGCACUUCGUCACUUCCUCAAAUAGCGCCCUGCUAUCAUUAUUCAUAAUUGUCCCAGACACGAAUUUCACGGGGUCUCCGGUGCGGUACGGUUUCUGAUACCAGUUUCUUCACGAGACGAGCGGGGAUGAGUUGCUCUGAAAAUUCGCAGUUGAAAAUCGUUACCGGCGAGGCUGGUUACGUGCUCGAAGAUGUCCCUCACCUCACUGACUACAUUACCGAUCUUCCUACUUAUCCGAAUCCACUGCGAUUUAAUCCUGCUUACUCGGUGGUUAAGCAGUAUUUUGUUCACGUGGACGAUACCGUUCCUCAGAAGAUCGUUGUUCACAAGAAUAGCCCAAGAGGGACACACUUUCGGCGUGCAGGACCUCGACAAAAGGUCUAUUUUGAGUCAGAGGAAGUGCACGCGUGUAUUGUAACAUGUGGUGGUCUAUGCCCUGGGCUCAACACUGUGAUCAGGGAAAUUGUGUGCGGUCUCUAUCACAUGUAUGGUGUUUCUAGAAUCCUUGGGAUAGAUGGAGGAUACAAGGGCUUUUAUGCUCGAAAUACCAUUACUUUAACACCUAAGGUUGUCAAUGAUAUUCAUAAACGUGGUGGUACCAUCCUUGGGACAUCACGAGGAGGCCAUGAUACCUCGAAGAUUGUUGACAGCAUUCAGGAUCGUGGAAUUAAUCAGGUUUAUAUAAUUGGAGGAGAUGGAACUCAAAAAGGAGCUGCUGUCAUAUAUGAGGAAAUUAGACGGCGUGGACUCAAAGUUGCAGUUGCCGGAAUUCCUAAAACCAUAGAUAAUGACAUUCCUGUUAUUGACAAGUCCUUUGGUUUUGAUACUGCGGUUGAGGAAGCCCAACGUGCCAUUAAUGCAGCUCAUGUUGAAGCUGAAAGUAUCGAGAAUGGAAUUGGUGUUGUAAAAUUAAUGGGACGCUACAGUGGUUUCAUUGCAAUGUAUGCUACUCUUGCCAGCCGUGAUGUGGACUGUUGCUUGAUUCCCGAGUCUCCCUUCUAUCUUGAAGGAAAAGGUGGACUUUUUGAUUAUAUUGAAAAACGACUCAAAGAAAAUGGACAUAUGGUUAUUGUGAUAGCCGAGGGAGCAGGACAGGAUCUUCUUUCAGAGAGUUUGCAAUCCAUGAACUUGAAAGAUGCUUCAGGGAACAAGCUACUACAAGAUGUUGGGCUGUGGAUAUCUCAGAGGAUCAAGGAUCAUUUUGCUAGACAGCAUAAUAAGAUGGUUAUUAAUCUUAAAUAUAUAGAUCCGACAUACAUGAUCCGGGCAAUUCCAAGCAAUGCUUCCGACAAUGUCUACUGCACGCUUCUUGCUCAAAGUGCAGUUCACGGAGCAAUGGCUGGUUACACCGGCUUCACAAGUGGGCUUGUCAAUGGCAGGCAGACAUAUAUUCCUUUCAACCGUGUCACUGAGAGGCAGAACAAGGUCGUGAUUACAGAUAGGAUGUGGGCAAGACUCCUUGCUUCGACCAACCAGCCUAGCUUUCUGGACCCCAAAGAUGUAACUGAAGUCAAGAAAGAGGAAGAACCUCAAACCCAAUUGUUGGACGGGGAGAAUUGUAAAGAUCCAUUGGCUAAAGACAUUCCCAGUUUGACAUAAAAUGUAGGAGUGGACUCUGUUUUGUCCAACAUCUUCUUUUAAAACCAGUAGCCAAGCUUAGUUGAUGCCAACACCCAAAUAUUGGGUGAUAGGAAUUUGUAUUUGACUAAAUAAUGACUUUGCUCAAAUUAUUUAUGCUUGACGCUUGAUAUGAUAAUGGCAUGUUUGAAUGCUUAUGGUA